Phycodurus eques (leafy seadragon) is the source of this 5030-nucleotide messenger RNA. RefSeq names its product WW domain binding protein 1-like a (gene wbp1la). The record is from RefSeq and is a predicted model, not a curated record. The transcript has 5 exons. The coding region runs from base 199 to 999 and encodes 266 amino acids. Lineage: Eukaryota; Metazoa; Chordata; Actinopteri; Syngnathiformes; Syngnathidae.
GCACAGACGGGACGGCACGACACUAUUCCUGGUUCAACCAAUUGUGGAACGAUGAGGCAACGUAACUGUUGAAGUUUAGCAUAACUUGUUAUGUUUUGGGUGUUAGUCACCCUUCAAGUAGACGUUUUGUUCAACAAUGUGACAACUUAGCAGCAUUUUGGAAAGUGAAUAGAAAUCGAACUGUAGUGUUUUCCAGCAAUGGGGUUGUUUGAGUACACCGUUGGACAAGAAGGUUUAGCGACUGAGGUUACAGUGGCAAAGGAGAAGUUGGUGUGCAUGGGCUUGGACAACCAGAGCUAUACCUGUGAAUCUGGUCACUGCUGUGGAGAAACACAUUGCUGCAGUUACUACUAUGAACUGUGGUGGUUCUGGUUGGUGUGGACUCUGAUUGGCAUCCUGACAUGCUGUUGUAUGUGUCAGCACUGGCGCGCCAAACAACGCUUCCAGCAGCAGCGUCGGCAGAACGAGAUUAACCUCAUUGCCUACAGAGAAGCUCACAACAACUCUCAGCUUCCCCUCUAUCUCAGAAUCUUACCGUCCUACCUGCUGCCGGCCUAUGACGAAGUCGUCGACUGUCCAGCUACUCCCCCUCCUCCUUACACACCUGUCGUGGCAACACCUUCACCCACAGACACACUUGAUGAAUCUUGCCACAAUGCAGCGAUAUCGAUCCCGAGUGAUGCAGUUUGCACAGCCACACCAGACAUCCUGCAGCCCCACGGUCAAAGCGCCAACAGCAACAAGGAUUCAAUGCAGGGCAGGUACCGCCACUUCACAGGGGACUCUGGGAUUGAAGUGUUUGAUGGCCACGAACUGUGGGAUCAACAUGGUUUUUUACUGAGAGAAGACGCGGGUGAUGAUGGAGCGGGACAAAUGGAGGAAACCUGUGUUUGCUGUGGUUCCCAAGGAUGUGACCACAGCGACAUGGAUAAUGGCUGGAGCAAUGAAAACACAGAUGGACACACAACAGUGAAUACAAACCCACCGUUCCAUUGGUAAAAACUAUAAAGUUCUCGCAACUGCGCAGCAGGGAUGCUUUAGGGAUUUGUUCUAUGUCCAUGUUAAAUGACACAGGUUGGAAUAAUACUACUGUUUGUGACGAGGCUGGAAUUAAAUGAAGGCUUUUUGCAUUUUACACAUUUAUUUUCAGUGUGUGAAUGAAAGAGGCUAUUGGUUGUAACCUUUCAUUGGUACAGUAGCAAUGCAAGCAAAUAUAUGCUGACAUAUUUUUCAGGCAUCAUACAUUAUGACCAUACAUCCUGUACCAAAUUUAGCCACCAGUCAAAUGCACAGCAUGGAACAUUCUCAAGAGAGUGAGAGUGGCAUACUGUAUUCAUUCCGUCCGGUUAAACUGAGCAAUCGGGGAGAAGAGCCUUGGUAAGAGAGGUAAAGAAGAACCCAAAGAUCACUGUGGCUGAGCUCCAGAGAUGCAGUCGGGAGAUGGGAGAAAGUUCUAGAAAGUCAACCAUCACUGUAGUCCUCCACCAGUCGGGGCUUUAUGGCAGAGUGGCCCGACGGAAGCCUCUCCUCAGUGCAAGACACAUACAUGAAAGCCUGCAUGGAGUUUGAUAGUGAGAAGUAAGAUUCUCUGGUCUGAUGAGACGAAGAUAGAACUUUUUGGCCUUAAAUCUAAGCGGUAUGUGUGGAGAACUGCUCAUCACGUGUCCAAUACAGUGGUGGAAGCAUCAUGCUGUGGGGGUGUUUUUCAGCUGCAGGGACAGGACGACUGGUUGCAAAAAGACGAAUACGGCCAUGUACAGUGAUAUCCUGGAUGAAAACCUUCUCCAGAGUGCUCAGGACCUCAGUCUGGGUGAAGGUUCACCUUCCAACAAGACAAUGACCCUGAGUACACAGCCAAAAUAACAAAGGAGCGGCUUCAGAACAACUCCAUGACUCUUCUUGAAUGGCCCAGCCAGAGCCCUGACUUAAACCCAAUUGAGCAUCUCCGCAGAGACCUGAAAAUGGCUGUCCACCAACAUUCACCAUCCAACCUGACAGAACUGGAGAGGAUCUGCAAGGAGGAAUGGCAGAGGAUCCCCAAAUCCAGCACUACUGGCAAAAUAUUCUGUGGGCAGAUGAAACCGAAGUGCAAUUGUUUCGGGAGGAAGAAAAUACGUGUUCUGGAGUGGCCUUGUCCAAGUCCUGACCUACACCUGAUUGAGAUGCCCUCCAGAGAGUCACAGACAUAUCAGGAAUCUUGCUGAACUGCAAGUUUUGUCAAGAGGAUUGGUCGAAAAUUCAUCCUGAUUGCCGUGCAUGUCUGCUCUGCAACUCGAGGAAACGUUUGGUUGAGGUUAUUCCUGCCAAAGGAGGGUCAACCACUUAUUUUAUCCCUGUCCCGUGAAUGGUUACGUUCUUCUCUAUUCAAAUAUGAUCAAAUAUAAUUGUGUGGGAUUGUUCAUUCUUGUGAUUUAGAUGAUCAGAUUACAUUUUAUGACCAAUUUAUGUUCAAAUUUAAUUAAUUCUAAAUGGUACACAUACUUUUUCAGGACACUUAGCAGCUCAUUAAGCCCUGCCCCUACACGGGGUAGGGCCAAUGACUGGUCAGUCAUAGUAACAGGGGGGAUGUGGGUUCUCUCACUAGGCUCAUGGCGGUGGUCCUGGGCCUGCCCCUCUGGCUGGAUGGCUGCUUGGUGUGGGAGUGGGAUACCGUCUCAUGCCCGCGGCUGCUCUGCGGGUCACUCCCCUUAUCAGGAGACCCUAUCCGCCCUCCUUUCCAUCAAACGGGACACUGUCUCGCCUUCAGGCUGGGCGGGCACUGGCUACAUUGUGGGUUGUUUUUUGUUUUUUUUGACAAUUGUGCAACUGAUGCAGAGUCCUCUAGCAAUUUAGAGCAGUUUGAAAUUACAAUACAACAACAGUCUGGUACAGUUACCAUUCUGCAAAUGGUGCAGAAAGUUCAAGAAAUGUAUGCAGUUUGAAGUGACUAGUUGUGUGAUAAUCUGGAACAGUGUCAAUUGUGCAAAUGGUGCAGAUACUUCUCAAGAAGUGGCCAGUAUUGGUCAACAACAGAUAUCCAAGUGAAGCUACUACAGUGAGUGCAAGAAGAAGGUAUAAUUGGCCGAGAGAGAUGUGACAAUCUCAAGACACAAUUGUCAGCAUGUUACAAUGGAAUUGUAAGUUAACUGUUAAAGAAGAUAAUGGCAAGAGGGAAGAAGCUGUUGGAAUGUCUGCUUGUUUUAGUUUGCAUUGUUCGAUAGCGCCUACCUGAGGGAAGGAGCUGGAAGAGGUGGUGACCAGGAUGUGGAGGAUCCAAGAGGAUUUUGCAUGCUCUUAGUUCUGGCAGCAUGCAAGUCCUCUAGGGUGGUUAGGGCGGUACCGACAAUCUUUUCAGCAGUUUUGAUUGUCCGUUGCAGUCGGAGUUUGUCCUUUUUUGUAGCAGCACCAAACCAGACUGUAAUAAAAGAACACAGGACUGAUUCGAUGACUGCUGUGUAGAACUGCCUCAACAGCUCCUGUGGCAGGCCGUGGUUCCUCAGAAGCCGCAGGAAGUACAUCCUCUGCUGGGUCUUUUUGAGGAUGGACUUGAUGUUGGUCUCCCACUUCAGGUUCUGAAAGACUGUAAUUCGCAGGAAUUUGAAGGUUUCGACGGUCGACACAGGGCACCGUGAGGGGCAGCUGUGGCGAAGGAUGCCUCCUGAAGUCCACAAUCAUCUCUAUAGUCUUGAGCAUGUUCAGCUCCAGGUUGUGUCGACCGGACCACAGCUCCAGCUGCUCCACUUCCUGUCGAUACACAGACUCGUCACAGUCUUUGAUGAGGCCGAUGACUGUGGUGCCGUCUGUGGUGCCGUUAUCCAGGCUGCCGGUUGAAGUUUCAAAGACACUCCAGUCUGUGCAGUCUAGACAGCUUUGAAGUUCUAUCUUUGUUUACUUUACUGUUUUCACUGUAGGGUUUGCAUAUUUUUAAGUUUUUGCCAGUAUGUUGGUAUUAAGUGAAUUAAGCAGCGAUCAGACAAGCCCAGAGCUGCACGGGGGAAUAGCACGGUAUGUGUCAUUUUGCGUAGUACAGCAGAGGUCAAGGAGGUUUUCCCUGGAAGGACAGACGAUGUGCUGCUUGUAUUUAGGGAGUUCAUGGUUGAGUUUAGCUUUGUUCGAGUCCCCAACAAUAAUGAGGGGUGAAUCUGGGUGCUUUUUUUCAAUUUCGUUUGCUUGUUCAGUGACAUUACAGUGGGAAAAUAUGCAAAAAAUAUAAUUUGUGAAGGGGGGGCAAUACUUCUUCACAGCACCGUAUUUAUGUUACAUUAUUUAGCUGUCAGAGGAGUUAAAGCACAAUAUUUUGACCUGAAAAAGUUCAGGAAAAUCCUGUUGACAAAUAGUAGUCUGAAUAAUACUGUGGAUUACAUGGAUUCAGUAUGCUCAUGUAAGAGCAUGUGCAACAUUAGGUAUCAUCGCAGCAUCGGGGCUCAGGGAUGCCAUGAAGGUCACGCAGCUGUUCUGGCCAAAAGACUGCUGAUAAGUUUGUCCUUUUGCUCAUUAUCAGAAGUAUGCUGAUGAUGCAGUCAGUGAAGGGCAUUUGAUAACAUGUUCUUAAUACUAUGCAGAAAUUAAAGUCAUAACUCCCAGACAUAUUUUAAGAAAACCAACAGAAUGAGAAGAAUAAAUCUGUCCGUUUAUUGUCAUCCACGUAUCAGAAGCCAAUGGAUACAAUUGAUCAAAACAAAGAAAAAGAAAAUCUUGCAAACAAUUCUCUCAGAAUGCCUAACUAAUCCCGAGGCAGUGGAGACAAGCUAUACAGCAUUAUAAAGAGAACUGUAUCUAUUAUUUCACUUACCUCAAUUAUUACGAGUCAGAAAUAUUACACAACCACAAUAACAAACAUAUUGCUAACAGCAGUUCAUGUCCAUCAAAACUUAACAUUACCAUCUUUGUACAGGAAAAACAAUAGAUACAACUAUUGCAUGGAAUAUAUAUGGGCCAUUUUCAUAUAAUUUGAUCAAUAACAGAAAUUAUAUUUUAAUUUAGCAGUUUUUUAUGCUGCCUUGGUUUUAUAUGGGUAAAUAUCUCCCAUGGUGAAACAGCCAUGGCUAAAA